ACUUCUAUAAAUUCCCAAAUUCAAAGUGUUCACGAGAAGUUUCAUCAAAUUCUCUCAAAAUCAAACUAUUUCCAUACCAGAUCUGUUGUCGCUCCGAUCUUCCAACUUGCUGGAAUGCCGGUGAACUUGACGGCUAACGCGAUCUCGGCGAUCAACGCCGGUGACGUGAACUCAAAGCCAGUGGUUCAGGUAUUGGACAUCAAGUUAAUCGGCACCACACAGGAACGGUACCGACUCACACUCUCCGAUUCUGAGUCCACUCAGCAGGCUAUGCUAGCUACUCAGCUCAAUGACCGAGUCAAAACUGGCCGUGUUCGUAAAACCUCCGUCAUUCAGUUGAUUGAAUACAUCUGUAGCACUGUUCAAAAUCGAAAAAUCAUUGUUGUCCUUAACAUGGAAACUAUUAUACCAGAAUGUGAAAUAAUUGGGAACCCGAAAGUGAUUGUAGAAUCUAAUUUAGGAGCUCAGAAAACUACAUCUAAUGGAGCUUCUGGGUCUGCAAACUUGGGUAACAAUGGUAACUUGAGUGCUCAAAGAUCUGCCCAAGCAAGCUUUGCUAACAUUAAAAAUUUGAGUGCCCAAAAUUCAGGUAAUAGCAUGCAGAACUAUCCACCUGCAAUUCAACCUGCAUAUCAACCUCCUCCAAAUUACAAAAGCCAUGGGGCAAUCAUGAAGAAUGAAGCACCCGCCCGCAUUAUUCCAAUUGCAGCAUUGAAUCCCCAUCAGGGUCGGUGGGCUAUUAAGGCUAGAGUGACUGCAAAGGGGGAUUUACGUCGCUAUAAUAAUUCUAGAGGAGAUGGCAAGGUCUUCUCCUUUGAUCUCCUUGACUCUGAUGGGGGUGAAAUACGUGUGACUUGUUUUAAUGCUGUUGUUGAUCGCUUUUAUGACAAAAUUGAAGCUGGAAAAGUGUACAUGAUAUCAAAAGGCAGCUUGAAACCUGCUCAGAAGAGCUUCAACCAUCUGAAGAAUGAAUGGGAAAUAUUUUUGGAGACAACUUCAACUGUAGAUCUCUGUCCAGAUGAAGAUGCCUCUAUACCAAGACAGCAGUUCUCAUUUAGACCUAUUUGUGAAAUUGAAAGUGCAGAAAACAAUUCAAUCAUAGAUGUGAUUGGAAUUGUGACAGCAGUCAAUCCUUCUGUUCCUAUUCUGAGAAAGAAUGGAAUGGAAACUCAAAGAAGAAUCUUGAAUCUAAAGGAUCAGUCUGGCCGAAGUAUUGAGCUGACCUUAUGGGGUGAUUUCUGUAAUAGGGAAGGUCAAAACCUGCAAGAACUGGCAGAAGCUGGGUUUUCCCCUGUUUUAGCUGUUAAAGCUGCAAAAGUUAGUAACUUCACAGGGAAAUCCAUUGGAACCAUUUCUUCCACGCAACUGUUCAUAAAUCCAGAUUCCGCAGAGGCUCAGACUCUAAGAGAGUGGUUUGAUCAGGGGGGGAAAGACAUUGCUUCUCAAUCUAUAUCUAGGGACAACAUGCCUGUAGGAUCAAAAAUUGAGACACGUAAGACUGUCUUUCAGAUCAAAGAUGAAGGGCUUGGUAGGUCAAAAAAACCAGACUGGGUUACAGUUAAGGCAACCAUAACAUUCAUCAAAACUGACACUUUCUGUUAUACUGCUUGCCCUUUGAUGAUUGGAGACAGACAAUGUAAUAAGAAAGUUACCAGAUCAGGAAACUCCAGAUGGCAAUGUGAUAGGUGUAAUCAAGAGUUUGAGGAAUGUGAUUACAGAUACCUUCUUCAAGCUCAAAUUCAAGAUCAUAGUGGGUUGACAUGGGUGACAACUUUCCAGGAAUCUGGCGAAGAGAUUUUAGGCUGUCCUGCGAAGGAGCUGUACAUGAUGAAAUAUGAAGAGGCUGAUGAUACCAGAUUUUCUGAAAUUAUUAGAAACUGUCUCUUCACACAAUUUCUGUUCCGGCUAAAAAUCAAAGAGGAAUUUUAUGGUGAUGAGCAGAGGGUGAAAAUUACAGUUGUCAAGGCAGAGAAAGUGAACCAUUCUGCAGAAAGCAGAUAUCUCAUUGAUUUAAUUUCAAAAUUCCGUCUUUCUUGAACAAAGGAAGCCAUGAUAAUAGAUUCUUAUUGUGUCCAUCUUUAGGCAAUCCAUUGUCCGUCUUUUCAGAGAGAUUUAGGUAGAAAGUCAAUUGAUUUAGUAAGGUGAUUAUUCUUUUCAUUGCCAUAGAAAGGUAUAUUACUUGCAUUCUUGGUUAGAAAUCCCACUUACUGGUCUAAUGUAGCUUUAGUAUCCAUUUCAUUUGGAAGGAAGACGGUCUCACCCCUUCCUGUGAGUUGAAUUUGCAGUACAAUUCAUUAGCUUCAUCUACAAGGACAAUCUUUUUUAUUGA
Molecule: messenger RNA, 2329 nt
Organism: Solanum verrucosum
Lineage: Eukaryota; Viridiplantae; Streptophyta; Magnoliopsida; Solanales; Solanaceae
Product: replication protein A 70 kDa DNA-binding subunit A
Exons: 2
Coding region: 115-2037 (640 amino acids)
Biological process (GO): telomere maintenance via telomerase; DNA replication; meiotic cell cycle
Cellular component (GO): DNA replication factor A complex; nucleus
Molecular function (GO): damaged DNA binding; single-stranded telomeric DNA binding
Source: RefSeq, a predicted model, not a curated record